Alternaria postmessia is the source of this 1242-nucleotide messenger RNA. RefSeq lists its product as uncharacterized. Bases 1 to 1242 code for a protein of 413 amino acids. The record is from RefSeq and is a predicted model, not a curated record. Gene Ontology annotation, cellular component: actin cortical patch; medial cortex; mating projection tip. Gene Ontology annotation, biological process: plasma membrane tubulation; actin cortical patch localization; endocytosis. The transcript is spliced from 5 exons. Gene Ontology annotation, molecular function: lipid binding; protein binding. Lineage: Eukaryota; Fungi; Ascomycota; Dothideomycetes; Pleosporales; Pleosporaceae.
AUGAGUUGGAAAGGCCUAACAAAGACCGUUACCCGGGGCGAAAUCACAAAGGACCCCAUCUACAUCGAUGCAGAACGUCGCUUCCAAGAGCUGGAGAAGGAGACGAAGAAGCUCCAUGAGGAGUCUAAGAAGUAUUUUGAAGCCAUAAAUGGCAUGCUCUCACAUCAGAUGGAGUUCUCCAAGGCCAUCGCCGAAAUCUAUAAGCCCAUUUCCGGCCGAAUGUCAGAUCCCGAUUCGUUCCACGACGAAGGCAACACGGCAGGCAUAGAAGCAUGCGAAGAAUACGAGUCGGUCGUUAAGGAACUACAAGAGACUCUUAAGCCCGAGCUUGAGAUGAUAGAGUCCCGGGUCAUUCGUCCGGCGGACGAGCUGCUAGUCAUUAUCAAGGCCGUACGAAAGAUCGCCGCCAAGCGCGACCACAAGCAACUCGACUAUGACAGGCAUCGCGCUACGUACAAGAAGCUCGAGGAGAAGAAGGACAAGACACUCAAGGACGAGAAGGCCAUGUACAAAGCUGAGAACGACGUAGAACUCGCGACGCAGGACUACAACUACUUCAACGAUUUGCUAAAAGACGAGCUACCGAAGCUGUUCGCACUGGAGAGAGAGUUCAUCAAGCCUCUGUUCCAGUCCUUCUACUAUAUGCAGCUGAAUGUUUUCUACACAUUACACGAGCGCAUGCAACGGCUUGAUAUCGGCUACUUCGAUCUUACACUAGAUAUUGAGGCCGCCUACCAGAAGAAGCGCGGCGACACACAGGAAGAAGCAGAGAAGAUUUCUAUCGUCAAGUUCAAGACUACAGGUGGCGCUCGUGUCGCUGGUGCACGACCGGGGCAGUCAAAGUACGCAACGAAAGCACUUGAAGCCAAGGCAGGCCGAAGCUCGAUAUCGGAAGACACAGAAACACCUCCACCACCUUACUCUGCUGGGCCUUCUGCAGCUGCUGUUGGAGAUGUUAAAUCGCCAACCCUGUCGACAGGAUCAUGGGGUUCUGCUGCCAAAGCCAAAGGCGCUCCUCCGCCACCCAAGCCUAAGCCUUCACGCCUCAGCGGCGUACCCGCGACAGAAACCGUUACAGCUCUCUACGACUACGAGGCACAAGCGGAAGGCGAUCUUAGUUUCUUGACUGGCGACGUAAUAGAAAUCGUCUCAAGGACGCAAAACGACAAUGAAUGGUGGAUUGGAAAGGUACGGGGGAAGCAGGGACAAUUCCCAGGCAAUUACGUCAAACUGAACCAAUAG